Epithele typhae is the source of this 2295-nucleotide messenger RNA. RefSeq names its product sulfate permease. The transcript has 11 exons. Gene Ontology annotation, cellular component: membrane. Bases 1 to 2295 code for a protein of 764 amino acids. Gene Ontology annotation, biological process: transmembrane transport. The record is from RefSeq and is a predicted model, not a curated record. Gene Ontology annotation, molecular function: secondary active sulfate transmembrane transporter activity. NCBI's taxonomy places the organism in Eukaryota, Fungi, Basidiomycota, Agaricomycetes, Polyporales, Epitheliaceae.
AUGCGCGCAGACGUCAAGAAAACCUGCAAGCGCAUCGUCGGAGCAACCGACGAGGACUCUGCCUCCGUCAUCUCCCCCCGGGAUUGGGUCAGAGGGUCCGCCUCCAACCCCCUCCAACGCAUCGUCGACUACGUCGUCGCGCUCUUCCCCGUCUUCAGUUGGAUCACCCGCUACAACCUCGGAUGGGCCAGCGGGGACAUCAUUGCGGGCCUGACGGUUGGUAUCGUCGGUGUCCCCCAGAGCAUGUCCUAUGCGCAGAUCGCAACGCUUGAUCCGCAAUACGGUCUCUACUCUUCAUUCGUUGGCGUUCUGGUAUACUGCUUCUUCGCCACUUCCAAGGAUGUUUCCAUCGGUCCCGUCGCCGUCAUGUCUCUCACGGUCGCCCAAAUCAUCAAGCACGUUACCGAGGCCCAUCCCGACGAGAACUGGUCGCAUCCGCAGAUUGCGACCACCCUCGCCUUCGUUUGCGGCUUCAUCGUUCUGGGCAUCGGUCUCCUCCGCCUCGGAUGGCUCGUCGAGUUCAUCCCCGCCCCCGCAGUCAGUGGAUUCAUGACCGGUUCGGCACUCAGCAUCGUGUCUGGGCAGGUGCCAGGUCUUCUCGGCCUGAGUGGCUUCGACACCCGCGCUGCGACGUACAAGGUCAUCAUCAAUUCACUGAAGCAUUUACCUCAGACGAAGCUGGACGCGGCGUUCGGGUUGACGGGCCUCGUUUCGCUUUACAUCAUUAGGUGGGCUUGCGAGAAGCUUGGAAAACGUUAUCCUUCACGAGCGCGCAUGUUCUUCUUCAUGUCUGUGUUCCGCAACGCCUUCGUGAUUGUCGUCCUCACCAUUGCGGCGUGGCUGUUUGCUCGCCACCGGAAGGAUGCGGCCGGGAACUACCCGAUCAAGGUUCUCAAGGACGUGCCGCGGGGUUUCCAGCAUCUCGGCCCUCCCACCAUCGACCCCAAGCUCAUCUCCGCGUUGGCGGGUGAGUUGCCUGUUGCGACGAUCAUCCUAUUCCUGGAGCACAUUGCCAUUUCCAAGUCCUUCGGACGUGUCAACGGCUACAAGAUCGACCCGAACCAGGAGCUGAUCGCCAUUGGCGUCACCAACACCAUCGGCACCCUUUUCGGCGCGUACCCGGCGACCGGCUCUUUCUCCCGCUCUGCGCUUCAGUCCAAGUCCGGCGUGCGCUCGCCCGCAUCCGGUCUCUUCUCUGCGGUCGUCGUCAUCGUCGCGCUCUACGCGCUCUCCGCGGUCAUCAUCCACGCCGUCGCCGAUCUCGUUGCUUCCCCGCGUCAGGUGUACUCCUUCUGGCGCGUCUCGCCCAUCGAGUUCGUCAUUUGGGUCGCCGCCGUGCUCGUCACCGUCUUCGCGACGAUCGAGGAUGGCAUCUACACCUCCAUCGCCGCCUCGCUCGUUCUGCUCCUCAUCCGCGUCGCGCGCCCGCGCGGUCACUUCCUCGGACGCGUUACCCUGCACAACGCCAAGGAAUCCAGCUCGCGUGAUGUGUACAUCCCGAUGCAGCCCAACAAGUUCCUCAUGAACCCCGACGUCAAGGUCUUCCCCCCGUCGCCAGGCGUGAUCGUCUACCGGUUCGAGGAGAGCUUCCUUUACCCGAACUCGUCGUUCGUCAACGACGCGAUCGUCGACUACGUCAAGGAGUCCACCCGCCGCGGCAAGGACAUGACAGGCGUCAAGGCCGACGAUCGCCCCUGGAACGACCCGGGCACGAAGACGGAGGGGGACAACUCGUCAAAACCGAUUCUCCACGCUGUCGUCCUCGACUUCUCCGCGGUAUCCCACAUGGACACCACCGGCGUGCAGUCCCUCAUCGACACGCGCACCGAGGUCGAGCGCUGGGCCGACCGCCCGAUAGAGUUCCACUUCGCGACCAUCCUCUCGCCCUGGAUCCGCCGCGCGCUCGUCGCAGGCGGCUUCGGCGUCGGCUCCGACACGAUCCACAUGCACGAGGAGAUCGCGCCCGUCACCCGCUACCACGACCAGUACAUCGCCGACCCAGAGCACACCGAGCCCGCCGCCGCCGACGCGCACGUCUCCAAAGACGUCGCCGAGAUCCGCCGCGACGACCCCGAGGCCGGCACGCGCGUCAUGGCGAUCUCCGUCCGCUCCUCGACAGACGGCACCGUCGCGUCCGCGCUGCCCUCGGCCGGGCUCGGCCCCGGGGCCGAGGCGGCGCUCAUGAUGCUCCCCGACACGCCGUUCUUCCACCUCGACCUCGCGUCCGCGGUGCGCGCGGCGGAAAAAGGGGUCUCGCGCCCCGCGUCGCUCGCGCCGUCGGUGCGCAAGAAAUGA